This is a messenger RNA of Chaetomium fimeti, 8233 nucleotides long. RefSeq lists its product as uncharacterized. Lineage: Eukaryota; Fungi; Ascomycota; Sordariomycetes; Sordariales; Chaetomiaceae. The coding region runs from base 327 to 7964 and encodes 2545 amino acids. The transcript is spliced from 2 exons. The record is from RefSeq and is a predicted model, not a curated record.
GUCUUAACGAGACCCUCAUUAUACCCUGCAGGAGGAGCAUAUGCCAGCAUUGCUUUGACUUGAACUUCAGUUUUUUUGUUUUUGCUGUACUUUGGGAGUCUGGAACUCGAGGUGAAGCGAGAGUGGCUGCCUGCAUUUUUGCUACUUGAACUUGAGAGAUACCCGCAUCGCAGCACCGCAGAAUCGCAUCAUCAUCGCAUUCCAGCGAUCCCCUCGUCGCAUUCCGCCCUACCUAACUUUGCGACCUUUGCGCGCACCAUCACGCACAAACACACGCCUCAACACACGCCACCACCACCACCACCGCCGCCACCAUUUCCACCACAAUGCCGCCCAUAGAGAGGGAUGCCCCUCGUGACCAGGACAGGCCCAUGAGACACCAGCAUUCCGGUUCCAUCGAUCACCGCGCGUUGGUCCCCAUGUGGGACAGCUCUGACCCCGAGCGGGCACCUCCUCCGCUCCCGCUCAACCCGCAGUCUCCCAGCGUCUCCCGCGCGGGAACUUCGAGUGCCAUUCAGUCGGCUCAUGCCGCCAUGGCCGAGAAGGCCCGUGAGAGUGCCGCCUUGGUGCCGCAUGUGCCCAAGCGCGUCGACGCUUCGCCAGAACGGUCAGCUCUGCGGCCAUCCUCCCACCGCCGCAUGCAGUCUCUCCAGCCUGCCUCGGUCAAGGACAUGAGCCUUAUGCUGGAGUCAGGUGGCCGGGAGUCGCCCCAGUCCGCACCGAGAUCGCCCGAGAAGAUGGAGCGGCCAAGUACGCCCCAGAGGAAGGACACCCGGGACCCCUUUAUGGAGCCACGGGACGACAGGCAAGACCGGUCGGCCACUAGUACUCCAACCCCAGGGCCUAGCCUGACCCCCAUCAUCCGCCCGAUUGUCCGCCGCCCCAAUCACAGCAUUCUGGGCGAGAACACUCCUCCCCAAUCCGCCACCAUGCUUGCUCUGCAAAACAUGACUACUCAGAGCAAUAUCCAGAGCAUUACCCAGAGCAACACCCAGAGCAACGCCCAGAGCAACAACACCACACCCGCACCAAGGGAGCCCGAGGCCCCCCUGGCCAAUAUCACAAAUAACUCCAAGCCGCUGGGCAAGCCACCGGGGCAGCUUGAUUCACUCUCCAGCCAGAUCCUCAGCCUUACCGAUAUUGCCACCACCCUUCAGAAAGAGAUGUCACUGUUGAGCAGACGCAGCAGGGACAAUGCCACAGACCUGCUCAGCCUCAAGGAAGCCACCAAUGCGCGGGACGAGGAUAUCCGCAAGAGCCUUCGUGAACUAAUCACGGACGCCAAGACGCGGCCCUCUACCACCCGAGACCCCUAUGGAGGGCCUCUGCUUUUGGAAGGGAGACACCCGCCCUCGUCACCGACGCUCUCCAAGUCAGCCCGGCCGUUUUCGCUACCGCGAAUACCGUCUCCCAACAGCUUCGCCGCGUCUUUUGACAGAGAGUCCAUGCUCAGCACUCCUUCCCUCGUCUCCGACGCGCCAGCGCCGUCGUCCGCUACAGUUGCCCUGCUCGAGAAAAUCAUGCGAGAAAUGGGCACCAAAGACGGCCAGGAUACGCUCCUCAACCGCCUCACCGAGCUUGCCGAGAGGCUAUCCGGUAUGGCUACGGCCGGGAAGGUUGAGGAACUUGCUCGGCUUGUCAAGUCCAACCAGCAACAAGCCGUCAUCCCAGCUGCCGGUGGAGGCCGGGGAGGCGGCAGCGAUGGUGGUGGUCGAGACAGGAACUGGAGUUUUGAUGACGACGAUGACAUGUCACGCCGGGGAGCUCUGGACUUCCUCCAUGCCGCUGCUUCUGCUUCGCAAGCUUCACGCAUGCUCCCAGGUCAAGAAGGCCGCAAUGCCCGGAGCGCUGACGUUCUCAAUGACGAUCUCGUGCAAGCCAUCCGCAGCGUUAAGGACAGCGUCGCCCAAGGAGGUGGCCUCACCGCCGAGACCAAGGCGCUCGUGAGGGAGCUCCGCGGCGAAGUGCUGGGUAUGGGGCGCGAGAUUGGCCGCCGACUGGAUGAGGUCGCCGAAAAGAACGUGGGCAGCCCGGAGGCAUUCACCAAGGCCGAGAUGACCAAGGUCGUCGAGGAGGGCUUGUCCGAGAUGAGCCAGCAGAUGAACAGCCUUCUCCGCGAACAUCGCCACCAGUCGGCCGCCACCGUCGGCUCCCGCGAGUCCUCGAUUGACUACAAGGAGAUUUACAAUAGUGUGCGAGCUGCUCUCAAGGACACGCAGGCAUCCAAGCCUCGUACACCCGAGCUCCGGAGGGAAGAUGUCGUUCAAGCGGUCAAGGAUGCCUGGGAGAAGUACAAGCCCGAGAUCGAGAUCCAGCAGAUCGGCCUAGAGCGGGACGAGGUCCUUGCCUGUCUGCAGGAGGGCCUCCGCGCAUAUGCUCCCCGGGACGACCGGCCUCCCGGUGCCACCCGGGACGAAGUGUUCCAGGCCGUUAUGGAGGGCCUCAAGCACUACGUCCCUCCCAAGGUCGAAACCCCGGCGACGCUGUCGAGAGACGAGAUCCUCGAGGCCGUAAGGGAGUGUCUGGAAGAAUUCGAGUUUCCCGUCGCCCCCGGCAUGGGUACCGAUAUUACUCGAGAGGACAUGUUGGAUGCCGUUAAGGAGGGCCUCCACACUUUCGAUUUCCCUACACCCCAGGCGCCGCCGCCUCCCUCCGAUCUUACCAGGGAUGAUGUUCUUGACGCCGUUACCGAGGGCCUACAGUCCUUCGACUUCUCCGUCGUCCAAUCCAAUGCCUUGGUGCCCCAGUCGGCAACCAAGGGAGACGUGUCGGAUGCAGUGAAGUCAGGGCUCAAGUCCCUCGACCUCUCCUCUGAUAUUUUGGAUGCGGUUAAGGAGGGCCUCGACACAUCCGAUCUUCCGGCGAAUGUGCUAAAAUCGGUCAUGCAAGGCCUUCAAUCAUUUGAUUUCUCCGCCACCAUUCCCCGGCCGGACCUCUCGAGGGUCGAUGUAGCGGACGCCGUCAAGGAAGGGAUCGAGGGUCUCGACUUCAACAACACCGUCACGCUUGCCGUCAAGCAGGCGCUGCAGGGCUUUGACUUCUCGUCCGCUCAUUCCUCUGCGUUGGUGCCUCGUGGAGACGUCCCCCCGGCAGACGUCCCCGGUGGGAACGUGACUGAUGCUGUGAAGGAGGGGCUCAAGUCCCUCGACAUCACCAAGGAUGUUACCGACGCGGUCAAAAAGGCGCUGGAGGGCUUUGACUUUUCCACCUUUUCUUCCGCGCUGGUGGCCCGGCCCGAGCUGUCUCGUGCCGAUGUCGUUGGCGCCGUUAAAGAGGGCCUUGACACCGCCGAUCUCUCUCAAGAUGUCGCCGAUGCAGUGAAGCAGAUUCUGGAAGUCUUCGAUUUCCCCACCUCUUCUUCAGCCCCGGACCUGUCUCGUGUCGAUGUGGUUGAUGCCGUCAAGGAGGGCCUCGAGUCGCUGGAACUUUCUGCUGACAUCGGAGGCAUCCUGAAGAAGGAGCUCGACGCCUUCGACUUUUCCUCGGUGCAAUCUACCGCCUUGGUUGCCCAAGGAGGCAACAAUGAAGAGGUCAUGCAACGUCUCCACGAAAUCAAGGAACUCUUGCAAACCGAGAUCAAGGCCGCGUCUCAGGAAGCGAAGGAGAAUAUUGCCGCCAACGCUCUGGGCACGGAGCAGGUCCUCGACGCAACCAAAGAUGGAUUCGAAAAGCUGCGUCAAGACAUUGAAGAAUAUGUUGACCGCGCAAAGGGUGAAUCCGACUCCCAGGAGGUCACGGAUCAGCUUCUCCUUACCCUCGACGGUUUCCGCAAGGAAUUAUCCGAACUUGUCACGCGGUCUUCCGACAGCUCUCGCGCGAUGCUCAAGGAAGAGGUCGAUUCCCUUCGCGACAUCGUCAACUCGUCAAUGGUGCCUGCCCUCCCUCAACAAGGUAACAGCAAGGAAGUCAUCGAGGCUCUCCACGACGGCCUCCACAGCCUUCGGUCAGAGAUCAGCACCCGGCCAAUUGCCGGCCUCACCGAAAUCCUGGAUGCGUUGCAAGAAGGUCUUGGUGAUAUCCGCACGAGUCUCAACAACCUUCGCGACAAGCCAGCAGAUCUGACAGCCAAUGACGAGAUCCUCGAGGCACUCAAAGAGGGUUUGGACAGCGUGCGGACUGACAUCGACACCCUCCGUGAGGAAUCCAAGAACGAUCGGGCUUUGACGACUGUCGACGAUGACUCAAAGGCCGUGGUGCCGACUGAGCAGACGCUGAAGCACGACGACAUCAAGAACCUCGAGAUGUUGAUCACCCAGCUUGGCAUCAAAGUUGAGGCCAUGGAAUCGGCUCCAAAGCCCGUCGUCACUUCUCUUUCGAAGGAGGACCUGGCUGGCAUGGAGAAGACCCUUCAAGAUGUUGCCGAGUCGGUUUCCGGGAUGCCAAACCGGCAGCCAUUCGAGGCUCUAGAGGAGAGUAUUCGCAAGAUUCAAGAGACUGUGAAUGACUUGGCGACCAAGGAAGCAGAAGCCCCCCGACCCGCUCGGUCCAGCACUGAUGCAGCUUCAAGGGAGGACGUCGAGGCGAUUGAGACAAUUCUUCGGAACACGAAAUCCCGCCUGGACGACCUCAUGGACGGGGAGCAGGCUGUCCGCAAGGACCACAUCGACACCUUGGAGACUCUGAUUCUCGAAGCACGCGAGAGCGUCAACGGCCUAUCCACGCAGUUUGAUACCAUCUCGCGCAAGGAACACAUCGAUGCCCUGGAAACUCUCAUUGAUGACACCCGUCAGAGUCUAGGCGGCUUGGCUACGCAGAUGGAUACUCUUUCUCGCAAGGAGGAUGUGGCCAUGGUUGAGUCACUCGUCAACCAGAUCGUCGCUUCCUUUGACGAUAUGAAGGAGCGCCACGAGAAGGCUCUCGAGGACCCCGAAAAGAUCACCAAGACGGAUGUCGAGGCGGUUGAGGCAGUGUGCUUAGAUACCAAGUCGCUCAUCGAACAUAUCCAGAAGGUCGACCUUGUCAACCUCCCAUCAAAGGAGGAUCUUGAGGCUCUCGAGAUUCGCCUGGGUGAUGUCAAGGAGCGACUCGAUACCCACGCAGAUGCCAACACCAAGGGUUUCGAAGACCGCCAAGCCGAGAUUGUUGGCGUAAGCGUCAACGUGACCGAGGUGAAGACUAUCUUGGAAGAGUUUCAGACCCUUAUGAGGUCCAAGCUUGAAGACGGCGCCCGCGGCAUUGACUCCCUUCAUACUAUUCUCGACACCUUGACCGACAGCAUCCGCAAGAACGACAACAUCAGUGAGGAUGUUAAGGAGGUGCUGGAUACCGUGAAGCUCGAGUUCGAGGACUCGAAGACCGGCCUUAUCGGUGUCAAGAUCGAGCUGGACGAGAAGCUGCAGACCAAUGCCGAUACACUGCUUUCCAAGUUCAACGAGCGGAUGACCGAGCUGAUGACCAAGUACGAGGAGCUCCAGCUUAUCCAGGAUGACCGGGCUACAAAAACGGAAGAAAGGGACCUCGAAAUGGAGGCUGCCGUUAGUGGCACAAAGGUCAUUGCCGAGGAGCUCAAGUCGCUAGUUGACACCCUCGGCACUGCCGUCACCGAUUCCAUGGAGAAGAUGGAGGAGGCUUCGAAGACCGUCUUUGAGCGCGUCGAAGACCUUGUCACCAAAUCGGACGAGAACCACACCGAGGGCAAGGCCGAGCAUCAGCUUACCCGGGAGCAAGUCCAGGAAGCCAUUGGCAAGGUGGAGGGGCUUCAGGGUCAAGUGUCCGAGUACCAGCCCAAGAUUCUCGAGAGCGUCCAGGAGGUCAUGCUGGUUCUGGCCCAGCAUUACGACCACCUCAGGACGUCUACCUUGGCAAUCCAGGAACGGGUCGAGCACCCACUGCUCCCGCCGCCACCUGAGAAGUAUGACGACACGGCAGUAAUCGAGAAGCUGGACACACUCGUUGGCCAUACUCAAGUGGCCGACAAGGCGUUCGAGCAACUCGAGACCCUCAACCAGGUCCAUUCCCAGGUCAAGGCAACGGCAGCAGAGCUCGCCGCCUUCCUUGCCGCUCAAACUCAGCGGAUUGCCGAUGAGCACGAGGAUCGCGAGAAGACGCUGCAGGAGGCCACCAUUGCUCUUGAACGGCGCCGCGAGGAGAAGGAACAGGUCGACGCUCUCAUUGCCAGCCUAAGGGAAGAGGAAGCCCGCUUGAAGGAGUCGAUCACCGUCACCCUUCCGGAGGAGCAGAGCAAGGUCAAUGACCAGUUCCUUGCGAAUAUGAUGGCGGAGGAGUCCCGGAUCAAGGAGGCAACUACUGCUCUUAUCGAGGAACAGGCCCACCUGAAGGAGACCUUCCUUACCACCCUCAAGGAGGAGCAGGCCCGUUUGAUGGAGACGAAUGUCGCCCUGAAGGAGGAGCAGGACCAGAUGAAGGAGGCUUUCCUCAACAAUCUGAAGGAGGAGCAGGCGCGCCUGAUGGAGACGAAUCUCGCCUUGAAGGAGGAACAAGAGAAGCUGAAAGAAACGUUCCUCAGCAACCUCCGCGACGAGGAAUCUCGGCUCAAGGAGAUGAACGAUACCCUACGCGAGGAGCAGCAAGGCCUCAAGGACACUUUCAUUGCCAACCUCCGUGAAGAAGAGUCGCUUCUGAAGGAGGUGAAUGCCGGCCUCCGAGAGGAACAGGAACACAUGAAGGAAGCUUUCCUGGCCAACUUUAAGGCGGAGGAAGAGCGGUUGCGCGAGGCUAACGAUGCCUUGAGGAAAGAGCAAGAGCAAAUCAAGGUUACCCUUAAGGAGGAGCAAGAGCGCUUCAAGAUCGACCUGCUUGCCAACCUAAUGGAAGAGGAGGCCCGCCUCAAGGACGCGAAUGCUGCGCUCCGCGAAGAGCAGGAACAACUCCGCGUCGAAUUCCUUGCUACGCUCAAGGAGGACGAAUCGCGGGUGAAGGACAGCCUUGUCUCUCUACGCUCCGAGCAAGAGAACCUCGGUCGCCAAAAGACGCGUCUCACCGCGGACCUCUCCUCCCUUGACACAGCCCUCCGCCUCCGCCGCGAGGAACUCCACGACAUGGAAGCGCGCGCAGAAAGCCUCGAGCGCCGCAUCCUGGAAGGCGUCAUGGACCAUUCCCGGGUCCUGCUCAUGGCCAAGACCAACCGGGCCGCCGCCAAUAGCGGUCGUGACUCGAUGAGCCGCAAGCGCGUGUCUUCCACUCAGAGGCCGGCCGAUCCCGCGCCAGCGGCGUCCGAAGCUAAUACCACCAAACCACGGAGCGCCAUCAACAUGGCCAUGUCGGCGCGCAGCAAGGCCAACGCCCCCAACGGAGCUCCUUCGUCUUCCUCUAACCGCCGGAUCUUAUCGCUCAGCCAAAUUACCAACAAUGUACCUUCUGGUGGCAUGAAGCGUAGCCAGAGUGUUAGGACCGCUGGUGGGGCUGCGGCGGCGAGGGGAUUGCGCAAGAGCAGCUGGACAUCACCUGCUGCUGCCGCUGCCGCUCCCGCGUCGAAGGGGUAUGGUGACCUGGGUGCCGGGGAGGAUAAGGAGAAUGGGGGAAUGGAGGGGAUGGAUUUGAGGGAGGGGGACGAGGACGCGUACAAUGAGAACCAGCGCGAGAGGGAGGUGUCGCAGCCAGAGAUCGUGAUUUCCGAGCCGACCGCCACGGAACCUGAGAUUGUUGAUGUCAACGUGACGCCCUCGACGGAGGAGUAUGACGGGGAACCUCUCGGCGAAGACCUUGCCGACGAGGAGGACCGGUUCAGUGACCUCGGCGACGAUGUGGAUGAUGACAGGGAGGAGGAGGAGGAGGAGGAGGAUGCAAGGAGUCUCAGGCGGUCGAGCCACGGUACGACGGUGAUCACCCCUGCGGACGAGCAGGGGCUCCACGAUGAUUGGUCCGAGAACGAGGCUGGUCAGGGGAAUGGAGAUGACAUUGACGAUGCGGCGAGUGAUUGGACCGAGAGUGUGGUUGGUAGGGAGAGCGAUGUUGGUAUGGAGCGAGAGACAGAAGGAAGCGUGCCUGUUGCGGCGGCGAGUUGAUCGAUGAUUGAUGGACUCGGUAUGGAAUGGGUGUGUGAUAUGGUUGGACGAGACACGGGGAAAUGACUAGGGUUGCUGUGGGCGGGGUAUACUCUCUUUUGUUUCCUUUUUCUUAUGUUGUUGAUGAUCAUGAGGCCUUGUUGUUUGAGUAUAGUUUGCGGCAGGGCGUCGUGGGUUGCUUUGGCAGGCCAUGCUGGUGGCGGUUGGUAAUUUUUGUUUUGUAUGGAUAGCUCAGAUGAUGAACAUGAAGUUGACUUUGGCUACGCCUU